AUGGAAAGUCUCAAGACCGAUGUAGAAAUGCCCUAUGCUGAGCUCAUCAUAAAAGUGGGCAAAGUGACUUUUGGAGAAGAGAACAGGAAAGUGAUGACCAAUAGCUCUUUGAAAAGAAUCGAGAAUUCAAAUAUCAUCCAGGCUAUCUGUGCACUGCUAAAUUCUGGAGGGGGUGUGAUCAAAGCAGAGAUUGAUGAUAAAACCUACAGUUACCAAUGUCAUGGGUUGGGACAGGAUUUGGAAACUUCAUUCCAAAAGCUCCUUCCUUCAGGUUCACAGAAAUACCUUGACUACAUGCAGUACGGGCACAAUCUCCUGAUUUUUGUGAAAUCAUGGAGCCCAAAUGUUUGCAGCCUCCCACUGAGGAUUUGCAGCUUGCGCUCCAAUUUAUAUCAGAGAGACGUGACUUCUGCCAUCAACUUGAGUGCCAGCAGUGCCCUGGAGCUUCUCAAAGAGAAAUCAUCUAGAGCUCCAAGAGCUAGACCAAAGCUGCAUUCUCAGAAAGUUUUCAACAGAUACGUUCAGGAAGAAGAAGACAUGAAGAUGUCCGCCUUGGAAUUUUUUAACAGGGAUAAACUCACAUAUAAGGAGAAGCUCAACUUUACGGAGUCAACACAUGUCGAGUUUAAAAGGUUCACCACCAAAAAGGUUGUACCUCGGGUUAAAGAGAUGCUGCCUCAUUACGUCUCUGCAUUUGCCAACACUCAAGGGGGAUACCUAAUUAUUGGGGUUGAUGAUAAGAGCAAAGAAGUGUUUGGAUGUAGGAGAGAAAAAGUGAACCCUGAGUUACUAAAAAAAGAAAUAGAAAACUGCAUAGAAAAAUUGCCUACGUUCCACUUCUGUUGUGAGAAGCCCAAGGUGAAUUUUACUACCAAAAUCUUGAAUGUGUACCAAAAAGAUACCCUGUAUGGUUAUGUCUGUGUGAUUGAAGUAGAGCCCUUCUGUUGUGUAGUGUUCGCAGAGGCCCCAGAUUCCUGGAUCAUGAGGGACGGUUCUGUCACAAGGUUGACGGCUGAGCAAUGGGUGAUCAUGAUGCUGGAUAUUCAGUCAGCUCCUCCCAGUUUGGCCACCGACUACAGUGCUCACCUGAUUUCAUCAGCUUCAACUGCACUGAGAAGCCCAGCGUAUCUCAUAAAAGUCAUGGAAUUUAAGGGGGCUCUGCAACAGCAUUUGUUUCCAGUGACACAAGAAGAAGUGAUACAAUUUAAACCAGAAUCCCUGUGUAAGAAGUUGUUCUCAGAUCAUAAUGGACUGGAGGAAUUAAUAAAGAUACAGCUAUGUCCUUGCUCCCAGGGGAUUGUGAUAUUUUCUAGAAGCUGGGCUGGUGACGUUGGCUUAAGCAAAGAGCAGAAUGUCCUGUGUGAUGCUCUCCUGAUAGCAAUUAACAGCCCCCUGGUGCUCUAUACAGUGCUUAUAGAGUCCAAUUGGAUUGGAGGGUUCGAAUAUGCCCGAAACACAGCUCAUCAGUUAAAGCAGAAACUGCAAACUAUUGGUGGCUACACAGGGAAAAUGUGCAUCAUUCCAAGGCUUAUUCACUUGGCCAGCAGACAGUGUAGACCUGGUGAAUUCCUUGUGCACUACCCCCAAUCCUACAGACUCUCCAGUGCAGAUGAAAUGGAGAAUUUGCUGCAGGCCCUUGUGGUCAUCUCACUGUGCUCUAGGUCUCUUCUGAGUGACCAGCUGGGCUGUGAGUUUUUCAACCUGCUUGUAGAGGAGCAGAGCAAGUUGCUUUCCAAGAACCUUCAGGAAACUCGGGAAUUGUUCAUCCACUGCCUUCCAGGAACCAGGAAGACAGCCCUAGCCAUGAAGAUCAUGGAGAAAAUUAAGAACUUGUUCCACUGCAAGCCAAAAGAGAUCCUCUAUGUUUGUGAAAGUGACACCCUAAGGGAUUUUGUGAUCCAACAAACUACCUACCAUGCUGUGACCCGGAAAACCUUCAUGCAAGGGGAGUUCCCAAAGAUUAAACACAUAGUAAUGGAUGAGACUGAGAAUUUCUGCAGUAAAUAUGGAGAUUGGUACAGGAAGGCUAAGAGUAUCACCCACCCCAAGGUGAAGGGGUUUGGAAGUGAAGACCUUCACCAUGGGAUCCUCUGGAUUUUUCUGGACCCUUUCCAAGUCCAUCAUGCAGAUGCCAAUGGUCUCCCCGCUCCUUCUGCUCAGUUUCCUCGGAAAACAAUCACCAAUGGGAUCUAUUGUGCUCUGGAAAUAGCAAAGGUCAUGAAAGAAGAAAUGAAGAUGAUCAAAGCAAAACCUCCCUCCAGCAUAUCUCCAGACAUGUUGGCAUUAUUCCAAGAAGCUUCCUAUGAGGAAGCAAUGUGUGCCCAAGCUCUGCCUGGGGUGUGUGAGACCAAGACUAACCUAACGAUAGAACAAAUAGCGAACUAUGUGGUAGAAAGAUGUCAUAGCCUCUUCCAAUGUGGCUAUCUGCCCAAAGAUGUAGCAGUUCUGUGUAAGAGAGGAGAGGACAGAGAACGCUAUAAGCUUGCACUGCUUAAAGCAAUGGAAUUAAUUAAGGACCAUGGGACAACAGAAGUUGUGUUUAGCCGGGCCACUGGUGUUGGGGAUAAUGAUAUUGUUUUAGACAGUAUUCAGCACUUUUCAGGACUGGAGAGGAAUAUUGUGUUUGGGCUUAGUCUUAGUCCAGAAUGUUCCCAGUCAGAGGAAUUUCAUAAGCUCUGUUUUGCCUCAAGAGCCAUUAAACACCUCUAUCUCCUUUAUGAAAAGAGGGCAGCCUUUUGA
Messenger RNA from Sciurus carolinensis (gray squirrel), 2739 nucleotides. Its product is annotated as protein SLFN14-like. Gene Ontology annotation, biological process: rRNA catabolic process; mRNA catabolic process. The coding region runs from base 1 to 2739 and encodes 912 amino acids. Lineage: Eukaryota; Metazoa; Chordata; Mammalia; Rodentia; Sciuridae. The record is from RefSeq and is a predicted model, not a curated record. The transcript has 4 exons. Gene Ontology annotation, molecular function: RNA endonuclease activity; ribosome binding.